GUUUGACAGUGACAGUUUUGCGGCGGCGGAUUUAGAAAGAAUUGUUUAUUUUAAUGUUUUGAUUUAAUUCUGGCUUGUGAAUUGAGAUCCGGAUUAUUUUGAUAUUAGGGACGAUAUGUUACAUAGUUUAAUUCAGCUAAUAUCGAUACACUGUUCUCCGGUCUAAUAUUAUCGCCAUCCAUCAUGUACUGUGCAAGAUCAAUUAUUUCGAUUAUUCGGUAUUUACCGAAUAAAAAUCUAGCAACGUGUAAACGAGUAAUCAAAAUAAAAGACGUUAAUAUCCCGAAGAUUUGUUACUCGCAAAUUGUUGAAGAUGAAUCAGACAAAAUAGUUAAAGAGCUAUGCCAAGGAGAUGCAGAUCUAGAAAAGAAGUUAAGGAUUCUCAUGCUAGAAGUAGAAGUGAUGAGACAGGAUGGCAGGUGUGCUCCCGACCAUUUACAGAGUAGGCAUUGGAAACAUUUACUGGACUUGCAGAGCAAAAGCCAGAGGUCCCAAUAUUUACUUUUCCUAUGGAAAACACAGAAAUCCAAGGAAAAUGAAAAGAUGAGAAAAGAAGAAAGAAGGAAACUAGUUGAAGCUGGCUUACCUGAAGAACCAAAAGAGUUUCCAGAUGAUUUAUCAUAUGGAAUAAAACAUCAGUCUCUCUUCCUAAGAAUUAGAGACCAGUCCAUCAACAAUAUGGAUAACUAUAGGGCCCUGCAGGCCAUGACCCAUGGACAAAAAGUAGUUAUAGAUUGCUCAUAUGAAGAGCACAUGGUUUUUCGUGAGACUAUAAAUGCAGCAAAGCAAAUGACUUUUGUAUUUGGUGACAAUAGACUACAUAAAGACCCAUUUGAUAUACAUUUGUGUAAUGUAAAGUAUGAUGGCGAUUUCAUGGGCCAGCUGAGAAGAAAUAUACCCUCCUUGGAUGAACCUUGGUUCCCUCUAAAUAUUCAUAGCCAAAGUUACUUGGAUCUUUUCCCCAAGGAAAAAUUAGUUUACUUGACACCUCACUGUCGGGCUGAAUUGACAGAAUUUGAUCAUGAUGCUAUUUACAUUGUUGGGUGUAUGGUUGAUAAGAUGAAUAACGAACCUUUGUCAUUAGCAAAAGCCAAAAGAGAUGGUCUCAAAAUGGCUAAGCUGCCACUAGACAGAUAUCUUGAAUGGGCUCCUGGAUCCAAGAAAAAUUUGAACAUCAACCACAUGAUUCCCAUACUUCUAGACCUCAAGCUAUUUGGUGAUUGGACAUACGCCCUUCGACAUAUACCUAGGAGGAAAUUGAUGGAAACUAAAAUCCAAGCAAUGCAAAAUAAAUUAAAAAACAGUAAAUUUAAACUUGAUGUAAUGAAAGGUUUUCAGAAUUUACCAAAUGUAAAAAAUAUGAUGCGGUCUGAGAGAAGACAGAGAUCUAAAAAGUCCUUGUAUGAUGAAUAAAGAAAACAAGUUUUAGCUGAUGUACUAAGUAAAACAUUUAAUAUUCUAACUUCUAUAAUUUUGUACACGGCGAAUAUUAAACGAGUUCCAAGAAGUUCAUUAUGUACAUAUUUGUUUCUUAUUCUCCAAAAAAUGCUACACUUGUAAAUAAAUUAUCAUCUACUAUAUUUCAAGCCUCCAAAAUGAUUAAAACCGUGAGUUACAAUAAUUAAAUUGAUAGUCUUUAGAAAUUUUCUAUAGUGGUAUCUAAAUUAUGACCACUUAUUGCACUUAUCAAUUACCUCUCUAUUGAUAGACUGACAUAUUUUACUGCAAUAAACUGUUAUAUACUGUA
Molecule: messenger RNA, 1747 nt
Organism: Plutella xylostella (diamondback moth)
Lineage: Eukaryota; Metazoa; Arthropoda; Insecta; Lepidoptera; Plutellidae
Gene: rswl
Product: tRNA methyltransferase roswell
Biological process (GO): mitochondrial tRNA 5'-end processing; positive regulation of mitochondrial translation
Cellular component (GO): mitochondrion; nucleus; nucleoplasm
Molecular function (GO): tRNA binding
Source: RefSeq, a predicted model, not a curated record